Molecule: messenger RNA, 625 nt
Organism: Spirodela intermedia
Lineage: Eukaryota; Viridiplantae; Streptophyta; Magnoliopsida; Alismatales; Araceae
Source: the annotation of a GenBank genome assembly
AUGGCCAAAAUCGACGAAAUCAAUCGACGACGAAGCACCUACGGAAUCCAGGACCUGGGCGGAGAGCCGGGGAGGCAGAUCGACAACACAGUGGGGGAACGAAGGCGGGUCGUUCUCCAUGCCCCAGAUCCUGACCUUGUCUGUAUGGACGAGGAGAAGAACAGAAUCCUAGAAAAUCUGUUGGACGGGAGCAGGAAAGAAGCGGUCGGUGAUCUCCAUUGUGGGGAUGGGCGGCCUCGGGAAGACCACUAUUGCUAAGAGAGUCUUCAACGAAGCAAGAGCCAAGUUCGGUCACCCGGUGUGGAUCGACGUCUCCCAGCAAUACUCCGCUGUGGAUCUCCUUGGAGACAUUCUUUCGGAGGUCACGAAGCUCAACGUAAAGAAACUCGAGCAAAUGACGAGGGCCGAGUAUGAAGCGAUGCUUUACCAGACCAUGGGGGCGAAGAAAUACUUGAUCGUCAUGGAUGACGUGUGGGAUACCGACGUUUGGAGAAUGCUCAAUCCGCAUCUCCCAGACGCCCAGAACGGAAGCCGGGUGCUCAUCACCAGCCUGUCCGUAGAAGUUGCCAGAUCUGCGGAUACAUGUACCCCUCCCUACGAGCUGCGAUUUCUAACCGAGGAGUAG